AUGCCUGAUUUCUCACACUUGCCAGCAUAUGUGAGAUCCCUUGUGCCUUUAUUUAUCGAGGAUGGAUUAAACGAAUGGACCCAACGGUCAGAAGCUAGCGGAACUGACGUUGCCUUGCUUGCUUCUUUAUUGAAAAAGCCGUUGCGCCCUCUAUGGAUAUCUCAAAAGACAAUUUGGUUGAACGAACUUCCAGACCAUGAAUCAUGGGAUUUCACACCCAUCAUUCUUGUUUCUGCCUCUGCCUCUGCCUCCGAUGGUGUUGUACCACACAGGACUAGUUCAGAAUUUAGCUGGAAUUACGUAGCAAGAGCCGGUGAUGAUGAAGAAAGCUGGGCAAGGGGUUUAACACCCACCCUCUUCCGGAAUCAUGCCUAUGAUAUUAUAAAUGCCUGGCCUGUUUUGUGUAACCAGAUGGUAGCUGAUAUGGUUGAGAAGGAUCGAGUUUAUCGUGCUCCAAGGGGUCAAAUUGCCCCUCAGGUUUCUGUCAACGCUCCAAAUUUGGUAGAAAACUCGGUUCAUUGUUUGCACGAACACUUGACGUUGCCCUUGGAUAAUUCAAACACAAAUAUGGAUUUAAAUUCUUGUGACGAAGAUUGUGCUAUAUCGCGGCUGGGUUCAACAGGUCUUGCUGUAGGCAUAUCUUCAACCGCUGCAGUAUGCAAAGUUGACUGCAUACUAAAUUGUGACCAAGAGUCGAUCUCUGCUUCUCAUCAAAAUGCUAAAGCAUAUAUGCAUCUUCCUAUGGUAACAUCAAAGCUUGAUCGGUUUUCCUUGUUUAAUAAUCUCCCUUCUGCUCUGAACUUUGCAAAGUUGAAUCUAAGUGAAGGGAAGACCCUCCUAAUUUGGUGCCAUAACGGGGAAGAUAUCAGCUUAUGUGUAUGUCUGGCAAUCUUGACUUCAGUAUUUGAUGAUAGAGGAACCUUUGAUGGUGGAAGAUUCUUCAGAGAUACAUGCAUUACAAAAUUGGAAAUGCGGAGAAGACUCGUAACUAUCUGUAAAUAUGUAGUAAAUGCCAGGCCUUCAUGAGGAAACCUGAAGCAGGUUUUCGGUUUUCUUAAUGGCCGAAAAGAGCUGGUGCAACAAGACUGCUUAGACCUUAACUCGCAGAAUUAGUUCGACUACAUUUUCAAAGCAUCUGUGCCGAAAAUAUACAAGUUGCAUCCUUUCCUGGCUAUACUUGCAAAGCUGUGAUGUGUUGCGUUUUUGAGAGGGAGGCAUGGAGUUCGUAUAAAUGAGUAAGAAUUGUAACAAAGAAAUGGAAACGUGAG
Messenger RNA from Pyrus x bretschneideri (Chinese white pear), 1268 nucleotides. RefSeq lists its product as uncharacterized. Gene Ontology annotation, cellular component: cytoplasm. Lineage: Eukaryota; Viridiplantae; Streptophyta; Magnoliopsida; Rosales; Rosaceae. The record is from RefSeq and is a predicted model, not a curated record. Gene Ontology annotation, biological process: charged-tRNA amino acid modification. Gene Ontology annotation, molecular function: tRNA adenosine(64)-2'-O-ribosylphosphate transferase activity.